Messenger RNA from Durusdinium trenchii, 1470 nucleotides. The record is from the annotation of a GenBank genome assembly. NCBI's taxonomy places the organism in Eukaryota, Dinophyceae, Suessiales, Symbiodiniaceae.
AUGUGCAUUUGCAUCGAGCAGAGUGCCUUUGCAGUUGUAGACCCGGUUCGAGAUGCGCCUUUGUUGCCAAGACUUCGGGUUGAAUUUGUGCCUUGUUCCAGGGCAUCAUGUUGCAACGAAGCCUUGGCUCGCUGGCGGCUGGUGCAUGCAACAUGUUUCACCCUGGCGCGGGGUGUGGUCCCCGCGCAAGUGGUUUGCCUCCGUUGUGAAAAGUGCGAGACUGUGUACGCUGGCUGCUGGCAGUGGUCCAGCGUGCCGGCCAAAAGCCGUUUUCCGGAGGGCUUCCAUAACCCGCGCUAUGUGGGUUUGCCGCAGGGCAAUCUGCGAUGGUUCUUCGCGCCCGGGCCUUGGCUUCACAUGACGCCGCAGAUCGUGUUCGAAAUUGCGCUCUUGGAUUUCCUCCUGGCCUUGGCGGCGCGGGCGGGCGUCACUCUGUCAGCCUUCCAUGCAGUUUACAUGGGCUUGUGGCCAUGGUCUUCGGAUGGCACGGCGCAUAGCCGCCGGGAACACUUUGUCAAGAAAACAAUUGUGAUCUUGAUCGUGUGGGCCGCUGUGCAGAUGUUCCUUGAAGCAGGCUUGAAUGUGUCGCAUGUCAUUUGGUAUUUGCGGCCACACCAUACUGCAAACGACUUUGCCAACAUCUUGCCUCUGGUUCGUGAAGCAUUCCAGACCCUGGCCCAAGCGCAUGCUUGUUACCUGUUUCGGCGGGUUCCUGCUGUCGUGGUGGACGGGAAAUGGUGUGUGCAGACGUUGCUUUGCAAUGCCCGUAAUGGGAAUCCUGUGUACGAGCCUGCCUUGCAGCUUGGUUACCUGCAAGGCUGCCGCUGCCGGCCACUUCGGGGAUCUAAGUACUGCGAAUAUCACAACGCAGCCGGACCUCGUCCUAAUGGCCCAGUGGAAGUGGAAAUUAUCGACCACCGGCAGGUCACGGAUGGACAAGGGGUUCACCUGCAGUACAAGAUCGGCGACGUGUGGCAUGCAGCGACUACAGUCGCCACGGGGGCCGUGCGGAAGUACGAGCUCCAGUUGUUGCGUCGCCAGGGGAGCCGUCAGGAUGACUCCAGCUGCAAUAAAGACGAACGCAAAGACACCGACGAGCCUUCCUGUGGCAGACGUACUGCUGGGAUCUUGGCGUUGCGAUUCGUCAUCUAUGACAACGCUUGUGCCGUGGUUCGGACGAUCCAGAAACGGACCAGGAAUGGAGCCAAUUGGGCUCAGCUAGCAGGCCUCAAGUGGGUCAUCGACCGGCUCCAUUUUACGUACCACAAGGCCUGCCAGGACCAAAGCAGCGGCUGGUAUGCGCCUGGCACCAAUCCAGCGGAGCAUCCAGAACUGCGAGGUAUCGACACAGAAGCGGCAGAGCAGGUCUUCAGUAUAGCCAAUCGUUGGCAGGUGCGGGGGGCAGGGUGCCCACUUCUGGUGGAGGCCAAACGACAGCGGCGACGGCUACUACUAGUACUCCUAAUAUAG